Aphanomyces astaci is the source of this 1583-nucleotide messenger RNA. RefSeq lists its product as hypothetical. The record is from RefSeq and is a predicted model, not a curated record. The coding region runs from base 60 to 1583 and encodes 507 amino acids. The transcript has 3 exons. NCBI's taxonomy places the organism in Eukaryota, Oomycota, Saprolegniomycetes, Saprolegniales, Verrucalvaceae.
GCAGCCGUCUGAUCGUCUCCCAAUUUCCAUUUUGCCGAGGUUGGAGCAGCAGCAUUGAGAUGCUGGCCGCUGGACCCUUCCUUUUAUGCAUGGGUGCCGUCGUGGUGGUCGUCAUCGCCAUGAAGGUGUGCUUCCGUGCCCUCGUUCACGCUGUUCACGACCAUGCCGCCUUCCGCGAUUUGGUGCACAACGUCACCGGAGAGCUCACGGUGGUGGGCUGCAUCUACCUCGUUGUCAAGCUCUGCCUCGUUGUCGGGAUUGUCGCUCACGACAGCGCCGCAUUCAGCGCGCUCGAUGCCGCCGACCUCGUCGUGUUUUCCAUUACACUGUCCCUGGCCAUUCAUGUGUUUCUCGUGCUCUUGUGUCUUCGCUCGCGGAACAAGGUCAUGGACGUGCUCUUCCUCCGCAGCCCCAUGGACGUCCUCACGGCCGCCGCUGCGUCGUUGGUACGGGCGCGGCAUCGAUCGUCGCUUGCCCAGCUCUACGCCGCGCGACACCACACCCGUCAGCUGCACCUCAAGGCCCUCGAGCACUAUUUCCUCGGCUUGUACGACCUUCCGCCAUGCUUUUCGUUUGCUGCGUAUAUCCGCGCUAUUCAAACGCGGCACUGUGUCACACAUAUCCUCCAAAUCGACGCGUGCACGUGGCUAGUCCUCCUGUUUCAACUGUGUCUCAUCUUUCCAUGGGACCUCUUGCCCCCCAAUGACGACAACUCUGUCCUUCCCGACAGCCUGUGCAUCUUUGCCGCAUUCACAGCAGUGCUGACCAUUUCAGCGCUGACACUGCACGUGUACUUGGCCCAUGCCCUGAAUUCGCUCUUCCAGCAUGUGGUGGGCAAGCAGGGCGAAGCGAUGGAGGCAGUCCGCCGGUUGACCUCCCAACAAGUCUACGCUGUCGUGGAGGAUGCCGUCAAUGUCGAAGGAGACAAUCCAUCGGCUGCGUACUGGUGUCCUGAUAAACAGGGGCAGCAGCGCAGCGCCACACAGUGCGCCACGUGGAGUGGAACGGCGCUGCACCCGCGGACGAUCCAACGGUGUGUCCGACUUGUAGUCGUGACAAAUGCCUUACUGGUCGCAUUGCUGUGGACGGUGGUGGUUCCUACAGCCCAUGUCAGAGGAGGAGUAUGGAUAGCCCUUGCCCUAAGCAUUCCGUUGGGCGUGAAUUUGCUCGUCUUGGCAGCGGAAGUAGUCCAUAACGCGGCGAUUAUCCAAGGGGUGUGGUAUGUCGACCGGGAAACCUUUCGCGAUGCCAUCGAGCGUACCGAAGAGAUGGAGAUGCUGAAGAUGCAUGUCAUUUCCCAAAUGCAGGUGUACAUGUGGGAGCACCGCCUAUCUCCGCAGGACCUCGUAGUCCUCGUACGGGAUGUUGCUGGAAGCAGUGACAGCUUUGUCCAUGUUCACGUCCUGCGCGGCAUCCUGCAAUCGAUAUUUCAUUUGCAUGUGACCAAGCACAAGCUCAAGACGCUCCUUCAACUCACAUGUAGCAUGAAGAGCGGCUCCCGAUUCAACAUCAUGGACUUGAUUGCCCUCUUGGACGCGCAAGGACACCACGGCAGCGGCGCCGACUUGGAGUUUUUUCUCUGA